CUGCGUAGCAUCUCACAGUACGAGUGAGAAACUGUUGCGUGAAGACCUCUCCACAGAUCUCUGCCACACUGCAGGACGCCACUGGCAUGUCGGGGCAGAAACAGUGUCCCAGUUUGUAAAAUCCUGCUCCCAAUAUCUAUGCAAUAAUAAUUCCAGUUAUUCCUGCCGUAGAAGAGACACAUAGCGACGAAUACUACAAGAUGAACAAGAUUGUUUUGAGAGAGUCACCACUCAGGACGGCUAUGCUCAUGACAGUCUCUGCAAUAGCCGGAGGUCUUCUGUCUUCAAUAAGUUUCACACCUCAAUAUUUCAGCUUAUCCAGACUCAGAAGCCCGUUUAUCCCAGAAGACAUCGCCGCUUCACCCACGAAGCUUCACAACCACAGCUUCAUCCCAGAGGAGGCGCUGCAGAAGGUGGCCGAGGCGCAGAAGGUGCGGGUGUUGUGUUGGGUGUUGACACACCCAGCGACUCACUACACCAAGUCAGUCCACGUCAAGGCCACCUGGGGCUCCCACUGCGACAAGCUCAUCUUCAUGAGCACCAAGAAUGACCCGAAGCUUGGAGCCAUCGACCUGGGUGUUCCUGAGGGAAGGAAUGAACUGUGGGCUAAGACCAAGGCUGCCUUCACCUACGUCUAUAAGAACCACUUGAAUGACUACGAUUGGUUCUUCAAGGCGGAUGCCGACACGUAUACCAUCAUGGAGAACAUGCGUUACAUGCUCUCGGUAUAUGAUCCCAACUUCCCCAUCUACUUCGGCUCAAGAUUCCGACUCUUCACCAAAAAGGGCUACAUGAGUGGAGGUGCCGGAUAUGUGCUGAGCAGAGAAGCUGUGAAACAGUUUGUCGAGGUGUCCUUGCCUAACAAGACGCUGUGCAGUCCAUCAAUCACCGGAAUCGAGGAUCUCGAAAUGGGAAUAUGCUUGAACAAUAUCGGAGUUCUGGGAGGAGACUCCCGGGAUGGUAAGGGUCGAGGUCGCUUCUUCCCCGGCACCCUCACCAGCUACUUGUUCAACGAGCUCCAUUUCUCAUUACUCGAUUACGCCUAUUACAACCUCAACACGGGCCUCAACUGCUGCUCAGACUCGGCCGUCUCCUUCCACAACAUCGACAUACGCAAGAUGUACGAGAUGGAGUACCUGUUGUACCACCUGAGGCCCCACGGCGUCUGCCCCAAGCAUCCCAUCCCAGCACCUCUGCCCCCGGAUACGGACAGCGUCCCCUCUCAAGUGUUGAAGAUGCGCGGGGUGACGGCCACUGUGGGAGCAGCGCAGCGCGGGAUAAACACCUACAAGCCCUAGACAAACAUCAAUUUUCCUGUCCAAUAAUACUUAAUAUAGACCAUAUUACCUCUAAUGAGACAAUCAACUCUGUGCUGAGUUCAGGUCACCUCAGUGCUCCAGGGGCCAGAUUCACGAAAGCACUUACGAACGUGUACAUCUUUCAUCAAUCUUUGACGGCUUUGUUUACAUUUAUUAAACAAUUUACAAGCAUGAA
This is a messenger RNA of Procambarus clarkii (red swamp crayfish), 1494 nucleotides long. Lineage: Eukaryota; Metazoa; Arthropoda; Malacostraca; Decapoda; Cambaridae. The record is from RefSeq and is a predicted model, not a curated record.